This is a messenger RNA of Talaromyces stipitatus ATCC 10500, 587 nucleotides long. RefSeq lists its product as uncharacterized. The record is from RefSeq and is a predicted model, not a curated record. Bases 1 to 435 code for a protein of 144 amino acids. NCBI's taxonomy places the organism in Eukaryota, Fungi, Ascomycota, Eurotiomycetes, Eurotiales, Trichocomaceae. The transcript has a single exon.
AUGUACUCCGUACCUAACUGCCAACUACUACCUAGCGUGAGAGACCAGGCCGCUAAAGAAGCCGCGGAUCAAACCCUGUCCUCCCCUUACUUAUGGUCAUAUGCAGCCCUUAAGCGGCAUACCAAAUCAUCAGCAACUGCCCGAGCCCACACUCAAUGGAAGAAAGUCGCACCGCAGGCCUAUCAAGAUCUCGAGAUUAUCACGUCUCCAACCCGCCCGGAAGAGCUCAAACUUCCGCGCCCUAUAUUAGGGCGAAUCCUAGCUGCGCGCUCCAAGCAUGAUGACUUCGCUGAUUACCACGAACGGUUUAACCAUCAAGAUGCACACCUCUUUUGCCGAUGUGGCACGAGGAAGUCACUAAUACACUUCUUCUUCUGCCGGAUUGCAAAAGAGAAAGAUUUCCCGGCCCCCUGGACCUCCUGGACCCCCAUCUGAAAUUAUCCCCUUCCUUCUAGGCACUCCAAAAGGUGCCAUGAAACCAGCUACCUGGUUCUCAGUCUCAAUUCUUCGAGAAUAUCUGUCCUCGACGCCCUCUUCUUAGCACCUAAGCUAAGCAAUCAUCACUACCUUUAUCAUGUUCCUUUUGU